CGCGUGAAACUAGUAUUUGCUUUUGCUUCGAUGAAGGGCUAAAGCUCGAAACGUCAGCGCAUCUACUUUGAUUCACAAAUGCGUUUAAAAUACCUUUUCAACCUUGUGUUGAUUUAUACCAAGUGUUGCUAGGAUACGUGAGAGCUAGCCAAUCAGAGGCGUAUCGAAAAAUGGCUGUUUAUUCUCAAAAUAACUUUCAAGCCCGACAUCAUUGGAACAUGCCCUAAUACGGGGGAUUCGUUCUCUUACAUCAUGGUCUCUUGGAUGACCAGUAUCUCAAGAAACUGUCAAGCUGUGCUUCUUCAUGCCUCAUCAUAGCCUGUUUGUGUUACAGUUUACAGCAAGCCUACAGGGCUGUAAAGAUGGCUUGUUUACUUGUGUAAACGGAGGAACGUGCGAGGUCGACUGCAAUUCUCUUCGCCAAAGAUGUCAUUGUCCUGCAGGCUUUUCUGGAGACAAGUGUGAAACAACGCGUGUUGGUUGCGUACUGUAUUUCCCAAGUAUAAAGACAUCCAACUUCAUCCAACUCGUCAAUCCGUUUACUACAACGCUUGGAGCCUUUUCAGUAUCAGUGUGGCUGAAAAUUGGUGCAAAUGUAAAUGUAGACCCCGUCAUGAUAUUUUCAUACGCAACUAGCUCAACAGCAGAGUCACUAAGCGUUGGCAUCAAGAAGGAUGGUGUGUCCGAGAUCAAGUUUGCUGGCACAGGAGUUGCAAUUCCAUCUGGCUUUAAUCGUGACAAUAUUUGGCAGCAUCUAGUAUUCAUGUAUGGGCAUGGAAAAUUCAAGUUGUACAAGAAUAAGGUCGAGCAAGGGCAUAAGGAUUCAGACAUCUCCUCAGGCUCCUUUGAUACACAAGGUACUUUGAUGAUUGGCCAAUACCAGGGAUCUGUCGGAGGAGGCUUUGACCAGUCAAAGCUUUUUUACGACUACAUGGCGAACUUCAACAUCUGGGACUAUGCUAUUAACCAGACCAUCAUUGACGCUGUUUACGCACAAGGUUGUACUGGCUCUUUCUUUGCCACACCGAUCUUGUCUUGGGGACAGAUUACCAGUCGCCCUAUAUCCGGGGACAUUAUGGCAGAUUGCGCUUUGCGAUGCUAAAUCAUGAUAAAUAUGAUGAUAAAUCAAACUGAUGAUAAAGAUGGAGAUUACAAACCUUUAUUUGAUAUUAUUUAAUAUAAUUGUCAAAAUGCAAGUUACUAGGUUAAUCUCAUUUAAAUAAAGGUAAAGUCUGCAAGGCGAA
Nematostella vectensis (starlet sea anemone) is the source of this 1244-nucleotide messenger RNA. RefSeq names its product C-reactive protein-like. The transcript is spliced from 3 exons. The record is from RefSeq and is a predicted model, not a curated record. Bases 305 to 1102 code for a protein of 265 amino acids. Lineage: Eukaryota; Metazoa; Cnidaria; Anthozoa; Actiniaria; Edwardsiidae.